AUGUCGGCGAAACACUUCAUCAAUGAUCCCACGCUCCUGGUGAACUCGGCCCUGGAGUCCAUCACUUACACGAACCCAUCCGUGGCCCUGGACUCCGAAAACAAGAUCAUCUACCGGCGGCCCCAGCAUGGUGUCCCACCACAGGUGUCGAUCAUCAGCGGUGGUGGCAGCGGGCAUGAGCCCAGCUUUAGCGCCAUGGUCGGGAAUGGCUUGCUGUCGGCCGCCGUGGCCGGGACCAUCUUUGCCUCGCCCAGCGCCGAGCAGGUCCGCAAGGCCAUCAUGUCGAGGGUCGACACAGACAAGGGCGUCCUCGUAACUGUCAUGAAUUACACCGGAGACAUCCUCAACUUCGGGAUGGCCGUCGAGAAGGCCAAGGCGGCGGGCAUGAACGUCGAGAUGGUCGUCGUGGGGGAUGACGUCGGCGUGGGCCGCGAGAAGGGCGGCAAGGUCGGCCGGCGAGGCAUCGCUGGAACGGUCCUGGUGCACAAGAUAUCCGGGGCGCUGGCGGCCCAGGGGGCGAGUCUGGAGCAGGUCUACAAGGUCGCCAAGCUGACGGCCGACAACCUGGUGAGCGUCGGCGCCAGCCUGGAGCACGUCCAUGUCCCUGGCAGAGCACUACCAGACCCCAACUCCAAGGAGAGCCUAGGGGCCAAGGAGGUCGAGGUGGGCAUGGGCAUUCAUAACGAACCAGGCUCGGGUAGGGCAGAAGUUGAGUUACCCGAACUUGUCAGCAAGAUGCUUUCGCAGCUGCUCGACCAGAACGACUCGGAUCGAGCUUUUCUCAAUGUCAACUCUAAUGAGGUGGUGCUGCUGGUCAACAAUUUGGGAGGCGUCAGCGUCCUCGAGCUGGGUGGCAUCACGGCAGAGGUUGUCAAGCAACUAAGCAGAUGGGGCAUUCACCCCGUACGAAUUCUAAGUGGAACAUACAUGACAAGUCUGAACGGGCUCGGCUUCAGCAUUUCACUCCUAAAUGUUGUGAACACCAACAUCGGCGGCCCCAGCAUGAUUCAGUUGCUGGACGCCCCUUGUGAGGCGGCCGGUUGGACGGCCCCAAUCCUGAAAGAGACCUGGGAGGCCAAGAACAAGGCGACGAGGGAGGACAACGCAGCAUCUGGCCCAGAAGCAAAGCCAAGCGGGCUCAAGUACGACGCGGCAGAGGCUCAAGAAGCUCUGAUCGCUGGCCUGGAGGCCGUAGUAACUGCCGAACCCGAGGUGACCAGGUACGAUACCGUCGUAGGAGACGGCGAUUGUGGCAUCGGUCUGAAGAGAGGUGCUGAAGGCAUCCUGCAACACCUUGCGGCGAACCCUUUGUCAGGUGAUGCCGUUGUUGAUCUCGCCAAGAUCGUGUCGGUAGUCGAGACGACCAUGGACGGGACUUCCGGGGCGCUCUACGCCAUCUUCCUCAACUCGCUGGUGCACUCGCUCAAGGGGUUGGCGGCCGGCGAGGUCACCGCCCAGACCUGGGCGGGUGCGCUGAAGCAGAGCUGCGAGGCUCUGUCCAGAUACACGCCCGCGAGGCCGGGCGACCGGACCGUGGUGGACGCGCUGUACCCAUUCGUAGACACGCUCGAGAAGGCGGGAAACCUGAAGGAGGCGGCCGAGGCGUCGAAGAAGGCGGCCGAGGGGACCAAGGGCAUGAAAGCGAGCCUGGGCCGCACGGUCUACAUCGGCGGGUCUGGGUAUGAGGAGGUGCCCGAUCCGGGGGCCUGGGGUCUUGCCUGCUUCUUCCUUGGGCUUGCUGACAGUUGGGAGGCUAUCUGA
Molecule: messenger RNA, 1761 nt
Organism: Neoarthrinium moseri
Lineage: Eukaryota; Fungi; Ascomycota; Sordariomycetes; Amphisphaeriales; Apiosporaceae
Exons: 2
Coding region: 1-1761 (586 amino acids)
Biological process (GO): glycerol catabolic process
Cellular component (GO): cytosol
Molecular function (GO): glycerone kinase activity; ATP binding
Source: RefSeq, a predicted model, not a curated record